AUGCAGGCUCACGAGCUUCAAGCCCAGUAUCGCCCAGCGGCGCAGCAGACUCCUUCAGCUAAGCCAACCACAUCCGGUGCAAACUCCCAGGCAUCAGCGGCGAUCAAGCUUUUGACUUGGAACUGCGGCGGAUUUUCCACAUGCAAGGACGAAUUUUACACAUGGCUCAAAACAUGUUCAUGUGACGCGGUCUGCUUGCAGGAGACUUGGAUGAGGGAAAGCUCGGAGUUUGUUGCGGGCGAGUGGACAUGUGUCCAAAGCGGAGUGGGCACUUCGGUGUCCAGAGCACAGGCAGGAGUCAUGAUCAUGCUCAAGAGGUCGGUCUUUGACAGCGGCACCAUUCGCUACAAUCAUGUAGUUGCAGGCAGAGUUCUCCAUGUUCGGGCGCAAAGCAAACACGGCUGGGUGGACAUCGUAGGCACCUACAUGCAUGCAUGGGGGAGUAGAGAGAGCGACACCGAGAUCGUGAAGAAACGCUCAAAGGUGUGGACGGCAUUACGCACCACCCUUGGUCAGAUUCCUCGAGGCAGCCAGCUGCUUCUCUGUGGCGACUUUAACACGAUCACCAAGCCCACUCCUCCUUGCAUAGGUGCAGGCACUUGCGAUGGCGAGAAGGAGGCCUCCCUGGACUCAGACGACAUGCUGGGCAUCUUGCAGGACUUUGGGUUGCAGGCUGUGAACACUUUCGGCAAGCAUGGUAGCUACACCCAUGUUCUUGAACAACGCGGCAAGCAGUACCGCUCCUUCCUGGACUUUGUGAUGGUCCGGCGGCGAGGUGCUACACUCAGGACAGCCUCUCGCAUCAUUGGUGACUGUCCAGUGGCUCGCUGGCGUGGAGGUGGACGGCAUCUACCUGUGACAGUCACAUUGCACUUCAGGCGUUUUCAGUUCGUGAAGCCCCGGCCUCAACCACCCUGGCCACAAUGGAAGUGUACCUUGCUCACUGCCAGGAUUGCUCAGAAUGGUCCGGAUGUGCAGGCCUUCCAGGCACAGGUCGACCACGAGCUGAGCCAAAUUUCUGUUUACACACCGGAGCAAGUGAACAGCAUCAUCCUGAAGGCCGGCCAGCAAAAUUUUUCCAUCGAGCGACAAAGCAGUUUGCAGCCGCCCUGGGAACAUCACCAACAUGUGGGCACCAUUAAGAACAUGUGGUUGCAGCGCAGACUUGCCAGCCAGCAGUCUCAGGUCUUCGUGCGUGCUUUCGUGCUUGGAGGUGCCAUUUUCGCUUUCAGCAAAUGCAUAAAAUUGUGGCCCGCAACAGCAGACUUCUCCGGCGAUACCGUUUCAACGAACUUCUUCGUCGGGCCGAGGCAUGCCCCCAAACAGCCCCGAACACGAGCACAGCUUCGGUCGAGCACGGGGGCGCUGCUAAUGCCACAAGCCGAGGCUAAGGCCCUAGCCACGUAUUGGAAGGAGGUUACCACCGCAUCUGUCCCGAGCCAGGCACCGGAACCGCUGCCUUUUGACAUUCAGCAGGAGGCGAUUCAGUCUGCCCUUGAGGCCCUACCGGCCAACAAAGCUGCACCCGCCCACUAUGCACCACAUGUUCUAUGGAGUUGUGCUGCACCCUCUGUGGCACGAGUACUAGAGCGAGGGCUGAUGCAGACAUGGAGACAGGCAGCGGCCACGGUUCCGGUCGCAUGGGCCGAUGCAUGGCUUACUUUUCUUCAGAAGCCCAACAAGGCAGGGAAUGCCCCUCAACAUCUCCGUCCCAUUGCUCUUCUUGAUCCGGUCGGAAAGGCGGUUACGGGAAUCCUUCGCGAUCAGCUCGACACUUACAUCAUCCCACAAAUGGUGGAGCAGCAUCAGUAUGGUUUUCUUCCUCACAGGUCAGUGCAACAGGCCUUGGGACAUGCUUUCAUGCAUUGCCGAACUGUUCGUAGCAUUUGCCAAGCUCAACAACGCUCCUUGUACGAGCAGAAGGCCGGGAACAAGUCGCUGGGAUUGGCAGGGGGGAUGAUCUUAAGUAUUGAUCUGACCCAGGCCUUUGACAGGGUCGACCGGGGAUUACUGGAGGCCUCUCUGAUUCACAUCGGCGUCCCGGCUGAGCUUCGCCAUUUGCUUCUUCAGUGGGUUCACGCUGCCCAUUAUGUUGUGCAACGUGAAGGUCACACUCAGCGCUUCGGUACAACGCAAGGAAUCAGGCAGGGUUGCCGACUUUCGCCGUCAUUGUGGAACUGUGUGGUCAUCUACCUUACCCAUCUCCUAGAGCAAAAAUUUGGCUCCGACUGGUGCAGGCAACACCUGGUGGGAUAUGCCGACGACAACCUCUUCAAGUGGACUUUCCGUGCCAAGGCCGAGGUUACUCAGGCCAUUGCCGAAGCAGGGGACAUUGUUGCUCUAUUUGAGGGCCACGGGCUACAAGUGAGCAAAGACAAGACAGCCAUCCUUCUUCGACUGGCCGGCUCCCAAGCAACGGCCCUGCGCAGCAAAAUCACCACGAAGGUGGAAGGCAAGUGUCACCUGAUGUUGGGCCCGGACCUCACCCUGCCCGUCAAGUCUCAACACGUCUACCUCGGCGCCAUUAUUUCUUUUGCUAGGAUCCGCCUAUGGAAAGCCUACAUCUUGCCAACAGUCUUCUACGCGUUGACGGCUUCGGGUCUCACAGCCAAGAGUGCAUCCAUGAUCAGGGUCGAAUUGGUCAAGCAGGUCCGAGUCUUGGAAAAGACCCGCGAGCUCCAAGGCAAGCUCCCGCCACACGAUGUCAGACUCGACCCGGCACUGUUUGCGCAUGAGGAAAGUAUUCUCCAGCAGCUCCAGAAUUUUGUUCAGCCGGACUCAACAACGGGUGCUGCUGCCGACCUGCCCUGCCCUGACUGUGGCAAAUGCUUUCCAACUGCAGCGUCCCUACGCCAGCACCGUGCCAGUGCACACAGGCGAGGAGAGGACAAACCGAGUGGUGAACGUUUUGACCGGCUGCUUCACGGCAAGGACGGCCUCCCGCAAUGCAUCAAUUGCGGGCACAAAUUUCGAUUAUGGGAGGAGCUACAGCGGCAUGUCGAGCUUGGCCGUUGCCAGGCUACUGCAAAAGCUGAGUAUGAGGACGUCCACCCCCCGUUGAUAGCCAAAGUCCUAGAGGAUGAAAUUGUUUUCCCGGAGGUCUUCCAUCAGCUACCGCCCCCGCACCUCAAGACCGAGCUCAACGAGAGGUGUGCACUGUGCCGAACUUGGCUCCCCAAUGAAAACUACAUGAAGGUUCAUUAUGGUCGUGUACAUCGUGACGAGUGGCAGGCGCAUAGUGGUCGUGUCCGCGUAUGGUGCAUGAACAACCUCCCGCCCAUUAAGGGCACAUGCCGAUGGUGUGGACAUAAGGACCAAGCAGGCAGGGAUCAUCGUGCCACAUGCCCGGCUUUAUUUCAGCUGGCCAUGACUUGGUUCGUGAAUGGAGGUCCUCCCGAGGCCGCCGAUGUGACCGACCUGGUUUGUCUUGCAGAUAUUACCAAGCAGCGCUUCAAAACACACAUGCAGAGACAUCACGGCGAGCUUUGGCGCAACAUGCAGCCUCGUGUGCAGCUCUUGUGUGCAGAGUGGACGGGCUCGAUCACCAUUCCCUGCAUGAUGGACACCGAGAUUCAGGAUGUGUUCGCCGGCUGCCUGCCGGCUCUGGCGAAGAUCAGCGCGGUGAACCUUCAGGACCCGUGGGAGAUCGAGGCCACGGGGGACCAGGAAAUGCCGAACCGAGGCAAGAGGUCACGACAGGAGCCCGAGAUGAACAAGGACAAGCAGCCUCCGAAGGGGGGCAAAGGCAAGGGCGGACGUCGCGACAACGACGGCCGAGGCCGGGGACACAACAGCUGGGGCAGCUGGGACUACAACCACGGCUGGGAUGCCAACGGCUGGGAUGCCAACAACUGGGGUGCUCCACACAGGCAUCCGUGGCCGAACAUGGAGCAGCUGGUGGAAGCCUUGUGCAGGCUGACCUUGAAACAGGAGGAGGAGCUGCAACUUAUCCGCACCGAAAAGCAAUUCCUGUUGCAUCUAGAGUCAGGGACACACGGUCUCCUGGCUCCGCUGUGGCAGGUGGCGCAGGCUUGGAAGGCGGGACGGGACAAAACCCCGCCGACGGUUACCAGUUCACUUCGGGUCGCCUUAAUCAAAAGUCUGCUUGCGGAAUGGGUCACCCGCCUCGACAUGAUGACCAAGGACGAGGCUACAAUCAAAAAGAUGGAGGCCCAGGGGUGGGUCAAAGUGCAGGGCGAGAAGGAGCUUCAUUGGACAUUUCAGCAGUGGAAUGCGGAGAGCCGUCGAUUGGAACUGGAUGCCACCCGCCCACCAAUCGGACACACUCAGAUGGUGCAGAUUGCGCACGACCGGGGAUACACUCCCCUUCAUUUUGUCGGUGGCAAUGAGGGGCACCCGAGCACAACAAGCCCACGACCUGCUUCGCAGCUUGACGGGCAGCGCAGCUCUUCGUUUGGUGGGGGUUCGGAUCCGCGGCGAGCGCAUGAACUUGCAACCACUCGCCCAGCACAUCGCAAAGAUGGCGGCAGCUCUUCGGCGCUAAAGGUGGUGCGCCGUGCAGAGGUAAGUGCGGGGCUUGACCGCCCUCGCCCGGAGGUGAAGAAAAUCGGUCAGCUCCCCCCUUUGUCCUCUACACAACCGGCGUCUCAUGCUGCUACACCUGCAGUUGUUGAGCCCAUAGUGCCAACAUCUGUGGUUGCUGCGCGUCCUCUACCCUCUGCGCUUCUUCCCGAGUGUAGCCUGGCGGCAGCUGAGUCGGAAGAGCGCAAGCGUCUGGCCACUGUUUGGUUGGGCUUUGCAGAUGUUGUGCAGAAAGAUAGCAAACUGUUCAUUGACCUGGGGCAUGGUGACACUGCGCGUCUUAUGCCCCUAUUUCUGGAUAGGGCGCCAGCAACUCUGCGGCGCCAUUUAUCAGGUUGGCGUGCUUGGCUUUCAUUUUGCGCAAGCGCAGCCUGGCCGGCAUGUCGUCCCAGCCUGUCACAGAUGCUAGACUUCCUGGCCAGCCUUUCCGAGGGUGCCAUUACAGACCGCGGCCGCCGCCGUCGCAAGACAGCGCUCGGCGUACUUUCAGCGUUGAAUUUUGCGGCUUACAAGUUCCAAGUGGAGCAGCUUCAGAGUGUGCUUGAGAGCCCGUUAGUGACAGCCUGGCAAAAUUCCGCUGUGUGGACGCGGCAGCGAACAAAGGAGGCGUUGCCGCUUCCUCUGGUUGUUUUGUUUCGCUUUGAGCAGGCACUGAUCAACGGGGCCGGUGAGGACUGCCUCCUCUUAUCCGUGCUAUUGGUAAUGGCUUGGGCGAGCUUGCGCUGGUCCGACGUGCAGCGAUUGGAUUUGGCCUCUGUUGUGCUGGGUAGCGAUCACCUAGCAGGAUGGUGUUGGAGAACUAAGUCAAGCAAGCGAGGGAUGCCAUGGGGCUGCCUCUGCUGCGGCCUUUUGAAUAAGGGUUGGGCCGCAGUUUUCUUCGGGGAAGUUUGUAGCUUGCGAGAUGCGUGCCCACAGCGUGAUUUUGUGCUAGACUGCAAGGGCAAACCGCUUGGUUAUUCUGGCAUGCUGGCACAGUUCCGGCGCUGCCUCGUUGUGUAUGCUGGCCUGUCACCCAGCGUGGCAAGUCGGUUCACCUUGCACUCGCUAAAGACCACGCUCCUGGCCUGGUCAUCACAGGUCGAGGUACCGGAGGUGCUCCGGGAGGCACAGGGGCAUCACAGAUCGGCAACCGUCUCUGCCUGUGUGAAGCGUUACUCUCGUGAUGACAUCAAUCCUCAACUAAGUUGCCAGCGCAAGGUGGUCGCCAAACUGCGCGAUGGUUGGCGCCCUUAUGUGCCUGUGGACCGAGGCCUCGGCCGUGUGGAUGCCGCGGUGUUUGAAGCGCACGUGCCCGCGCUUCCGCGAGUGGGACAGGAUGCAGAGCCUGGCGAGCUGCCUUCCGACACAGAGGCGGAGUCGGACGCCGAAGUGGCCGCCGCCCCCGCAAGUGAUUCUGAGCAUGGGGAGUUCGAGAGCGACUCUGAUGCUAGCGUGGCUAGCGGGGCCCCUAGCCUCGCAGAUCUGGCUGACUUGGAAGGCAGCUGGCUUCUGAAUACAGAGUCUACUGCUGAUGCGAUUAUCCGGCUUGGCUAUGACGAGGAGGGCUUGUUCCGUGCAGCUUUUGUUGAUCAGAAUGCCUUUGAGGGUUGGCUGAACAAGCUGCGUCACAAACUUGGCGAUGCAGAUUUGACUGCGCUCAGCGAUGAGGAUUGGGGCACUCACCCUCAUGCUGCCCGCCUGCGUUUGUUAUGGCAAUCCGGGUUGCCCGCACAGCAGCCGCCUUCUGCUUCGGCUACACCGGCUGCAUUGGCUUUGGUCCCUGCCGGUUCCAUUCCAGGGGCAGGAACUAAGUUGACUGCCGCUGGGCGUGAGCAAAUGCGACGCAAACUGGAAAAGGAUUACACCUCCUGUGUUGUGACCCGCGAGACACUUCCCGCCCUCUGCUUUCUUCAGUCCAUCCACCAGCAAGCAGGCGACAAGUUCUUCGAGUGGCUGCCGUGGAGGCGCAUUCUCAGCGAGGAACAGCUGUUGGAGGUCAAGGCCCGCCGGAGCAAGCAGCCUACCCCCGAUGGCUCGGCGCCAGAUGAGUGGGACAUGGAGCUAGCCGGUGCAGCAUUGCGCGUCCAGCAGACUCUGGAAACAAGGGCGCAUGCAUUCGCACUGGUUUCAGCCUGUCACCUCCAUUCCUGGGUUGUGUACACGAAGAAAUUUAUGGCCCUUUAUGCUCGCAAGCCUUCUGACAUGUUUCGGGCCCCCACAGUACAAGAAGCCGAAGCGGCAGAUCGACUUGUGCUCGAAGAGGUGUUUCAGUUAUGCUUCUCGGGACACACGCUCGAUGACGCCUUGACGAACAUCGUUGUGGACAGGGAUAUGCUUCGCCAUGUCCUUGUUGAGCGGCCAAAGGUCUUGAAGGCAGAAAGGGAAAAGGCCCAAGUGCCCCCCCCGCCUACGCCGUCCGGCCUUCCGCCUCUGCCCCGGAAAGCAGAGGGCAAGCGCCAACUUGGCAGCGCUGCCUUGGGGCGCCAGAAGCGUGUGCGCAAUGGCGAGUGUUGGCUCUGGGUUGAAGGAAGGGCUCCAGUUGUCGGGGAGUUGCGUGGGCCUGAAGAGUUCUGCGAUGUGGAGUUGCGUCUUCCUGCGCAUGGAGCUGGCAAUGGUCGGCAGCGCCUCAGGGAUGGGGGAGGUGUUGGGUCUUCUGCAGAUUGGCGAUUCCCCAGGGCAGCGGAUAUGUUGAAGCAGUUGCGCGUUCAAUGGUUAUCUCGCUUCGAGCAGUGGGACUUGCUUCACCGUGUGCAGCGCGUUGCGUCCUGUCAGUCGAGUGAGGCUUGGUUGAGUGACGGAGAGAUCGAAUGUCUUCGCGAAGACCUUUUAUCUUUUCUGAAAGAUCAUGGCUUCAACUCCUCAACUAGGAUUGUGGCGGGCCAGCCCUUGGCCCUGGAUUUUUGGCGAGAUCUGUUUGCGCUUACAGGUGAUGUUGAUUCAGCCCUCAUCCCUCUCUUGCAGGAGGGUGUGCCGACCGGGAUACAAAGCACAAUCCCUCCUUCAGGUGUCUGGCGCGAGGUCGACGUUCCAGCACGCCCCAACCUCGAAUUGCUAGUUCUAGAUGCGCCGUGGGGAUCUGCGUUGGACGAUCCGGAGACCCUCAUGGAAUUGGUGCAGCGAGACGUAGAUUGUGGCUUUGCUGAGUGGAUCCCUGGCGGGCGAGAUGAGCACAUGUGCCGCAUCUCCGAGAAGAUCGAACUGCCGGGCUUGGGCGAUGUUGAGGAGUUCAUUUCGCGGCACCCGGAUGUGCAGUGGAUUGCAUUCGUGCUUGAUGUCAAAACAGCGCACAAGCGCGUCAAGGUGGCCCCGGAUGAACAGGGUUACUCAGUGUUUACCGCAGUGGACCCACAAGGUAAUACCAGGUGGCUGGUGUAUCGCACUUGCCACUUUGGUGGGGCAUGGAGCGCUUACUGGUGGUCAAGGGUUGCUGCAGGCUAUGUGCGUCUUGGACAUUUGCUUCUGCAUCGCGCUCAUUUUUUGGCUAUGUAUGUUGAUGAUGAGCUCUCAUUGUUUCCAGCUGCCACGGGCCCCUUAAUGGCAGGCCUACUCGUCGCCUUGGCGUGUGUCCUAGGAAUACCGCUCUCCUGGAAGAAAAUGGCCCUUGGGCCUUGUGUGAAAUGGGUUGGAUGGUUGCUGAACCUCCAGGGCGCGCCGCGGGCUUCCCUGCCGGAGGACAAGACAGUGCGCAUUGUGAAUGGCCUGUUGGUUGUGAUACGAAGAGGCGAUGUGUGUCGCCGGGACCUCCAGUCCUUGGUGGGACUGCUCUCCUGGUUCACGUGCGGAGCCCGGUGGCUCAAGCCGUGGAUGGCAGUAUGGUUUCACAUGCUUCUGAAACCUGCAUUGCGGUUCCAAUGCCUCGACGAGAGUCAGCUUGCAGAACUACAGCGUCUUCUUGACUCCAAUCUGCGUUUGUCCAAGCGUGCUAAUUUGUCGGAUGUGCAGCAGGGUUGGCAGGUUGCUGAGUGUGGCAGCUGCGCUGUGCGCCGUCCGCAAGACCUCCAGUCGUGCCGCCUGAAGCACGGUCGCGCUUGGGUGAAGUUUCUGGAUGAUGAGUCUGCGACUGUGCGACCCUCUCGACAAGAAGCGGAGGUGGCAGAAUUCUUCCUGCGCGCAGUGCGACUACGGUCUCCAGUUCAUCUGGCCACAAGUGUUGGGGGAUGCGGGCCUGCAGCCGCUGAUGCCUUUGCUUCCGGCAGCGUGGCCGGUAUUGGUGGGUGGUUCUUGCCAGAGGGCGCGCCGCUCGCGGUGUCUUCCAUUGUCUGGCUCUCCAUCCCGCUGGAUGCCCAUUCUUUGCCCGGCUGGUUUGCUGAUGACGACACAGAUCUUGAGAAGACGAUUUGCGCCUUGGAGGCUCUCGCGCAACUGGUACUAUUAGUUAUGCAGGUGAGUGAGACCGCUUGCAGCAGCCGCCGACCCAAUGUGGGAUGCAUUGCGCUGCGCCAGCAGUCAGAUAACCUUGGUGUGGUUUGCUCGUCGGCCAAGGGCUUGUCCAUGAAAGAGCCCCUCGCAUCUAUCCUACAGGCUACAGCAGUGUUUUGCAUGCAGGAACACUUGAACUUGCGGAUAAGCCACCUGGCAGGAUGCCGAAAUUGUUGGGCUGAUGCCCUGUCUCGGGGGGCAGCCCACGACGCCACUUUCUGGAGCCAGCUGAGCCCGGCACGGCGCAAGCACUUGGAUUGGCGGAGUAUCAUGCAGGCCGGCAGACCUGGCCGUCUGUCUCAGGUGAAGCUGCCAAGUUAG
Symbiodinium sp. CCMP2592 is the source of this 9261-nucleotide messenger RNA. Lineage: Eukaryota; Dinophyceae; Suessiales; Symbiodiniaceae. The record is from the annotation of a GenBank genome assembly.